GGGAAGUUGGAUGAAGAGGGCAUGGAAAUAGCUGUUUGUUGCCACGGAGUCCUGUUAGCGGCAUUGAACAUGUUUCGAGGGGAGAUCUUUGCUUACCCUCUUUUUCUCCAGAGGAAGUUGGCAGCUAGCGUCCCAGGACAUAUUACCUUCCUUUGCUCCGAUGUGGCCUGCAAAUAUUUCCCCUAUUUAACCAAGGUGGCUCAGCAGUGCCCUGAGCUGAGGAACCUCUUGUCAAUGCGCCCUUUUCUCUCCGUCAUGCAUGCAAAGGCUCACAUUUGGAAAUGCGAGAUCAAAUGGGGAGGUGCGUUUCAGGAUGGGGCCAGUUCUACAGUUGGAAAAGAGGUGGGACAAGUAAACAGUUUCCUGUCUAGGGCGGCCAUCACAACGAAGUACAUGUCUAAAGCAGGGCGAACAGACAUGCUGACCCUCCUGGCUUUGGGGUGGAACAAAAGGAAAGUGGAACAACUGGGCCGCAGUUUGAGCCAGAGAUAUCUCAAGAUCAUAAGGAUCCUUAGAGAACAGGUGGAGAGCCUGAAUGUGACCAAAAAUGAGCUGGGUGUGGAUGACGACACACUGCAGCAAUGGGUGGCCGAUGUGCAGAAAUGGGCUGAAGAUAGCAACAAGAGGCGACACAGAAUUCGCAAGGUCAUCUUAGUUGAGAAGAAACGCUUGGCGGCUGCUGUUGACGACUACAACAAGCUUGCUGAACCAACAAAGCAAAUCGUAUCCAGUGAUGCUCUCAAGCAGACCGACAUUUGGCCCUGGCAGAGCACAAGUGAACCUGCUGCUGACCUCCAGACAAAGAGAAAGGUCUUUGAGAAGGUGAUGGCUGUGAGGUGCCUGAGAGAGGAGGAGAUGAUCCUUUGCAGGGAGAUGCUGCAUCACUGGACAGUGUUACGAAUGCGAUCUGUGGUGUUGGGGACAAUCUCCUCAGACUCCUCCCUUGUUGGCAUGUCGGAGGAUGCACAGAAGGGACUCUGUAGCCUGGUUUUAAAAUAACAAAGUGAACUGAAAGCUGAAAUGCUCAAAGUAAAGGACGUGUACAAGAGAAUCCUCAGCCACCAACCACUCCUGGAAAUGGACUCGGAGGAGGAGGAGGACAUUCCAGACGAUGCCACUGAGAGUGAUUUGAGCACUUCUGAUGAAGACUGGUUGUGUCAUCAUUGAUGUUAUGUUUGGUAAAAUAAAAAGUUA
Molecule: messenger RNA, 1194 nt
Organism: Oreochromis niloticus (Nile tilapia)
Lineage: Eukaryota; Metazoa; Chordata; Actinopteri; Cichliformes; Cichlidae
Exons: 7
Coding region: 22-999 (325 amino acids)
Source: RefSeq, a predicted model, not a curated record